AAUUCGAAAAAAUAUUAAAGCGCGUCUGUUUAUAACGACUGAAAAACAAAAACGAUCCUGAUUAAUUGUUUAUAAUAAUAUAUAAAUAAAUGGAUUACAAAUUGCAUAGUGUUGAUUUAAACAAAAUUUAUAAAUAAUGGCUGGUCGAAAUCAAAGAAAUGAGGAUAUAUCUGACGAAGAAAUGGAAGUGGAUAAUGCUGAUGAUGCUACAUGUGAUUCUGAUGAAGAAGGUGGUUUGCGAAUUGACAAGGAUAUUUAUAUACCACCGCCACCAAGAAAAAACCUACAUGAUGAUACUGAAAAAAAAGAUGGAAGACUGAUGAUAUCAAAAAUAGUUAAUAAAAAUUUUAAAAGUUAUGCUGGUGAAGUUGUGAUUGGACCAUUUAAUUCACAAUUUUCAGCAAUAGUUGGACCAAAUGGUUCUGGAAAAUCAAAUGUCAUUGAUUCAAUGCUUUUUGUUUUUGGCUAUCGUGCAAGUAAAAUACGUUCAAAAAAAAUAUCAGUACUUAUACAUAAUUCAAGUGAACAUCCAAAUUUAAUAAGUUGUACUGUUUAUGUUUAUUUUCAAAAAAUAAUUGAUCAAGAUGAUGGUAAUUAUGAAGUAGUACCAAAUAGUCAAGUUAUAAUAUCACGUACUGCAUUCAAAGAUAGUUCAUCGUAUUAUGAAAUGAAUGGAAAAAAAGUACAUUUUAAAGAAAUAGCAAAAUUAUUAAGAAAUGAAGGUGUUGAUCUUGAUCAUAAUCGUUUUCUUAUAUUACAAGGUGAGGUUGAACAAAUAUCAUUGAUGAAACCAAAAGCACAAAAUGAAAAUGAUACUGGUAUGCUUGAAUUUUUGGAGGAUAUUAUUGGUACAUCACGUUAUAGAGAACCAUUAGAUAAAUUAAUAAUUAAAGUUGAUGAAGCAUCAGAAAUUGUUGCUGAAAAAACUAAUCGUUUACGUAUUGUUGAAAAAGAACGUGAGGAUAUGAAAGAGCCUAUGGAAGAAGCUGUGGAUUAUUUAAAAACUGAAAAUGUUAUAACAAAACUUCAGUAUAAACUUUGUCAUUGUAAAAAAGCUGAUUGUACUGAAGAAAUGACAAAUAAAAGUUCAAAUAAAAAUGAACUUGACCAAGAACGUGAUCAAUUGAACCAGGAUAUAACACAAAUUAAUCAUGAAAAAAAUGUUAUAAAUGAAGAAAUAAAAGAAAAAAGUUCAAAAUGGAAUGUAAUACAACAAAAAAUGGAUACUGUAACAACAUGCUUUGAUGAUAUUAGAAAAAAAGAUGAAGCAUUAACUGCAGAAUUAGUUGAAACAAAUAAACGAAGAAAAAAUAAUAUGGAAUUGGUCAAAAGUGAGACAUCAAAACUUGACGAAAUAAAAAAAGUUCCUGAAAACAAUAAAAAAGAAAUUGAGGAAUUUGAAAGAUUAAUAAUAAAACAACAAUCUGCAGCUGAGAAAGAAAGCACAAUACUUGAAAAAUUAAUGGAAACAGUACAAGAAAAAACUGAGCCAUUAAUAAAAAAAAGAACUGAUCUUGAAACAAAAUUAAUAGAUCAUAAAAAAAAAGUUAACGAUGCCAAAGCUUCAUAUGAUCUUGCUGAAUCAGAAUUAAAAAUUUAUACAACUGUUGAACAGACAGAAAAAGAUAAACUUAUUCAACUUCAAGAGACUCUACAAAAAACAAUGGAAACACUGAGAGAACGUAAAGAACAAUUGACUGAAUUUGAAACAAAAAUUCCAAAUGAUGAAAAGAGUUUACGUAAUGCACAAAAACAAUUAGAAACACUAAAACAACAAGAACAUGAAGUACGUCAACGUUUGGAUCGUUUAAAUUCUGAAGUAGCUGAAAAAAAUUCAGCAAUGUAUGCAAGUAGAUCAAGAAAUCAAGUUAUAAAUGCAUUAAUGGAAGAAAAAAGAAGAGGUAGAUUACCAGGUAUAUUUGGUCGUCUUGGUGAUCUUGGAGCAAUUGAUGCAAAAUAUGAUGUUGCUAUAUCAACAGCAUGUGGUCCACUUGAUAAUGUUGUUGUUGAUACUGUUGAUACAGCACAAGCAUGUAUUGAAUUUCUUCGUUCUAAUAAUAUUGGUAGAGCAACAUUUAUACCACUUGAAAAACAACAAAGAUUUAUUGCUCAAUGUAAUCGUAAAAUUACAACACCAGAAAAUGUAUCAAGACUUUUUGAUCUAAUUAAAGUUGAAGAUCCACAAGUAUUACCAGCAUUUUAUUAUGGUUUACAUGAUACACUUGUUGCAAAUGAUUUAAAUCAAGCAACAAGAAUAGCAUAUGGUGCAAAAAGAUGGAGAGUUGUUACAUUAAAAGGAGAAUUAAUUGAAACAUCUGGUACAAUGAGUGGUGGUGGAAGAACAGUUUCAAGAGGUAGAAUGGGACAAAGUAUUGUACGUGCUGAACCAUCAGCUGUUGAUAUUGAAAAACUUCAAGAUGGAAUUAAUAAACUUAAAGAUGAAUAUGUUGUACUACGUCAACAACAACCUCCAAUUGAACAACAAAUAAAUACUUUGACAAUUGAAUUAAGAGAAAUGGCUGUUAAACGUGAGAGAUAUAAACUUGAAUUUAAUACACUUAAAACACAAGAACCUUCGUUAAGAGUACAAAUUAAAAAUCAAGAAAAAAAAACUGCCAAAACUGUAUCAGAUCCUGUUAAAGUUAAAACUUUAAAAAAAGCUAUUGAUACAAAAAAAAUUGAACUAGAAAGUGUUCAAGAAAAAGCAAAAUUAACUGAAAAUGAAGUUAAUAAAAUAAGUGCUGAAAUAAAUAGUAUAACUGGUGGUAAAAUAAAAGAACAACAAAAAAAAAUAACAACUAUUAAAAAUGCUAUUGAUAAAUCAAAAAGUGAAAUAUGUCGUCUUCAAGUUGCAAUAAAAACAUCAGUAAGAAAUCUACAAAAAACAGAAGAAAAAAUUUUAACAUUAGAAAAUGAUGUUAAAGCAUGUCAAGAAAAAAUACGUCAAGGUCAACAAAAUAAAGCACAAUGGGAAGAACAAGCUAAAAAUUUAUUAGCAAAAAUUGAUGAGUAUAAAGAAAAACUUGUCAAUCGUGAUGAAGCUAUUGGAUCACUAAAAGAAAAUUUAGGUAAAAUUCAAGAAAAAGAAACAAAGCUAAAAGCACUUAAAAUUGAUCUUAAUCAAAAACUGACAGAAAUUGAAAAACAAAUUUCUGAGCUUAAACAUAAAAUAAAAGUAUAUGAUAAACAUAUCAAUACAUUAAAAUUAAAUGAAAUACCAUUACAACAACUGGAAGAAUUAACACCAUUAACAGAUGAUGAAAUAUCACAACUUGAUUCAAGAACAAUUGCUGCUAAUCUUGCUGCUGCUAAAGAGAGAUUACCUGAAAAUAUUCCCAAUAUGCAGGUAAUCAAAGAUUUCAUUGAAAAAAACAAUAUAUAUGAAAAGAGAUUAGCCACUGUUGAAGAAGUAACUAAAAAUAAAAAUAAAUUACGUUCAUCAUAUGAUCUUGUUAAAAAACGACGUAGUGAUGAAUUUUAUGCUGGUUUUACUGUUAUAACAACAAAGCUAAAAGAAAUGUAUCAAAUGAUAACACUUGGUGGUACUGCUGAAUUAGAAUUAGUUGAUUCAAUGGAUCCAUUUAGUGAAGGUAUUGUAUUUAGUGUACGUCCACCUAAAAAAUCAUGGAAAAAUAUAAGUAAUUUAAGUGGUGGUGAAAAAACACUUAGUUCACUUGCAUUAGUAUUUGCAUUACAUCAUUAUAAACCAACGCCACUUUAUUUUAUGGAUGAAAUUGAUGCUGCAUUAGAUUUUAAAAAUGUAUCUGUUGUUGGUACUUAUAUUAAAGAAAGAACUAAAAAUGCACAAUUUAUUGUUAUUAGUUUGAGAUCUGAAAUGUUUGAAUUAGCUGAUACACUUGUUGGUAUUUAUAAAACAUAUAAUGCAACAAAAACAGCAACAAUUAAUGUCAAAGCAUUAUAUCAAAAACAUAAAAAAAUAUAUGAACAUGAUAAAAAAAGAAAAGAAAAAUCAUCAACAAGACCAAAUUGUUCUCAAGCACUUGGUAAAGCUUGUUCACAAGGAUUACGUCCUAAAUCACCAAUGGUUUACUCACAAUUUCCAUCAACAUGUCCAGCACAAAUUGAUAAUCGUACUAGUAAAAGUCCAGAAGAAAAAGACAAAGAAGACCAUUCAGUACAUAAUGGUCGUGCUAGUAAAAGUCCUGAGGAACAGCAUUUAACACAGAAUGGACAUACUAGUAAUAUAUCAAAGCAACAACCAAUACUUGAUAGCAGACGUCAAUCAUUACCAGAGCAACCAGUUGUCACUCCAACACCAGAAAGAGUAUCUAAAAGAAUAUCAGUUCGUCGAUCAGCAUCAUCGACUUUUUCUGAUCUGGGUACUCCAGUUAGGAACAAUAAUGAUACUUCAUUAUCAAAUCCAAAACGACGAAAACUUUGAUAAUUAUAAUUAAUUAAUAAAUAUAUUAUUUUCAAUGAAAUUAUUACAUAAAAAUUUGAAAAAAAAAAAAAAAAACAAAUUGCAUUUAUAUUAUAUUAGAAGUAAGCAAAAGAAAAAAAAAAAAAAACAAUGUAAAAACUUGAAUUAUUAAUUAGUUAAUAAAAAAUUAUAUUUUUCAAGACA
Messenger RNA from Aphidius gifuensis, 4585 nucleotides. RefSeq names its product structural maintenance of chromosomes protein 4-like. Gene Ontology annotation, biological process: mitotic chromosome condensation. Gene Ontology annotation, cellular component: chromosome. The coding region runs from base 137 to 4402 and encodes 1421 amino acids. Gene Ontology annotation, molecular function: ATP hydrolysis activity; protein binding; ATP binding. NCBI's taxonomy places the organism in Eukaryota, Metazoa, Arthropoda, Insecta, Hymenoptera, Braconidae. The transcript has 2 exons. The record is from RefSeq and is a predicted model, not a curated record.